GCAAUCCCUUUCUUGAGCCAUCUACUUUCAUCGAUCCCCUGUCCAACGGCACUGCCUGCACCCGUGAUCUUCCCUACUUGCAGGAGCUUGGUGUCAAUGCCAUCCGUGCCUAUAGCGUUAACUCAUCAUUGAACCACGAUUCUUGCAUGGAAACGUUCAGUAAUGCUGGUAUUUAUACUAUCAUCGAUCUUUCUCUACCUGGAAAUGGUUCGAUGGACCGCGACGCGCCGUCCUGGACCACCAAUCUACUUGAUUUAUACAUCGAGACCAUCAACGUCUUCUCAAAAUACAACAACGUUCUGGCUUAUAACGUUGGAAAUGAAGUCGUCAUCGCAGCUAACGGCACCGCUGCUGCUACCUUCGUCAAGGCAGCUACUCGUGAUGUAAAAGCAUACCUGUAGGUUAAACCUGAAUCCCCAGAUACAUAGCACUACAAGGGCAUAUAAUAUGAUCAACAGACGUCACUGAGCUCAGCGCUCAGUUCUGGUAUCGGAACAGUCCUACACUAGGCACAGUCGGGGGGUUCGCCCGCCGCUACGGAUUUGGAGCAUACCAGCAACUCACUCUGAUCGGGGGUUUCCACACUUUGCCUCUUGAUUUCAAUCAAAGACCAG
Molecule: messenger RNA, 614 nt
Organism: Suillus bovinus
Lineage: Eukaryota; Fungi; Basidiomycota; Agaricomycetes; Boletales; Suillaceae
Product: Glucanosyltransferase
Exons: 4
Coding region: 147-401 (84 amino acids)
Biological process (GO): fungal-type cell wall (1->3)-beta-D-glucan biosynthetic process
Cellular component (GO): cytoplasm; fungal-type cell wall
Molecular function (GO): 1,3-beta-glucanosyltransferase activity
Source: RefSeq, a predicted model, not a curated record